Salvia miltiorrhiza (redroot sage) is the source of this 1808-nucleotide messenger RNA. Its product is annotated as flavonoid-6-hydroxylase-like. Lineage: Eukaryota; Viridiplantae; Streptophyta; Magnoliopsida; Lamiales; Lamiaceae. The record is from RefSeq and is a predicted model, not a curated record. Gene Ontology annotation, biological process: defense response to other organism. Gene Ontology annotation, molecular function: iron ion binding; monooxygenase activity; oxidoreductase activity, acting on paired donors, with incorporation or reduction of molecular oxygen. The transcript is spliced from 2 exons. Bases 72 to 1622 code for a protein of 516 amino acids.
GUAAGCCGUUGUAAAUAAUUAUUUAUAAGCUCCGCCAGAACAUUCUCUAAUACAGGCAUCACUUCUUAGUGAUGGAAUUCAGCGCAGCCGUAGUCUACGGCGCCGCAGCCUUCAUUUCCCUUCUCUUUUACUACCUAAUCCGGUUAAGAUCAGCCGAUCCCACGCUCCGAGCGCCGCCCGAGGCCGGCGGAGCAUGGCCUUUCCUCGGCCAUCUCCACCUCAUAAGCGGCGGCCCCUCCUCCGGCCUCCCCCACGUCAACCUAGGCGCCCUCGCCGACAAGCACGGCCCCAUCUUCACGAUCCGCAUCGGCGUGCACCGCGCCGCCGUGGUGAGCAGCUGGGAGCUGGCCAAGCAAGCCUUCACCGCCAACGACGCGGCCGUGUCGUCCCGCCCGAGCGUCAAGGCCGGCAAGCACCUGGGCUACGGCAACGCCAUGCUCGGCUUCGCCGAGCACGGCGCCUACUGGCGCCAGCUGCGCAAGCUCGCCUCCGCCGAGCUCUUCUCGGCGCGGCGGCUUGAGCGGCAGCGGCGCGUGCGCGUCGCGGAAACCCUAAUUUUCGUGAGCGAGCUCCACGCGCUGUGGCAGAGGGAGAGGGGCGCGGCGGUGGACAUGAAGGAGCGGCUCGGGGAGCUGAACCUGAACGUGAUGCUGAGGCUGGUGGCGAGGAAGGAGCUCCGCGGCGGGGAGGAGGCGAGGCGGUGCCGGCGCGUGAUGAGGGAUUUCUUCCACAUGGCGGGGCUGUUUGUGCCGUCGGAUGCGUUCCCGUAUCUCGAGUGGCUGGAUAUCGGAGGGCACGAGAGGAGGAUGAAGAGAGCUGCGGAGGAGAUGGACGAGAUCGUCGGAGAAUGGCUGGCUGAGCAUCGGAGAAAGGAAUAUUCCGGCGAGGAUAAGGCGCAGGAUUUCAUGGAUGUGAUGCUGUCGGUGGUGAAAGGUGAGGACUUUGGAAGUGAAUACGAUGUUGAUACCAUAAUCAAAGCUACGUGCGGGACUUUGAUAGCGGGUGGCACCGACACAACCUCAGUAGUGUUCAUAUGGGCGAUCGCCCUCUUACUCAACAAUCGCCACGUUCUAGAAAAGGCUCAAGAAGAAUUAGACAAACAUGUCGGAAAGGAAAGACGAGUCGACGAAUCAGACAUCGCCAAUUUAGUCUAUCUUCAAGCCAUAGUCAAAGAGACCCUAAGGUUAUACCCUCCGGGGCCCUUAGGCGGGGCCCGGAGGGUAACCCAAGAUUGCAGCAUCGGAGGGUACAACAUCCCCAAAGGCACUUGGCUGAUAGUGAAUUUGUGGAAGUUGCACCGGGACCCACGGGUAUGGCAAGACCCGUCGGAGUUUAGGCCCGAGAGGUUUCUGAACGGAGAGAGCAAUGCGGACGUUAAGGGCCAAGAUUUCGAGUUAAUCCCGUUUGGUGCGGGUAGGAGGAUUUGCCCCGGCAUAAAUUUUGGAGUGCAAAUGUUGCAUUUGGUGUUGGCUAGCUUGUUGCAAGCGUUUGACCUAACCACGGUUUCGAAUGAAGGCGUUGAUAUGAGUGAGAGUGCUGGAUUGACAAACAUCAAAGCUACACCUCUUGAUGUUGUUAUUGCACCGAGGCUGCCACCAAAUCUCUAUGAGAGCUUUAAUUAAUUUGGAUUAUGUUAAUUACCUCUAAUAAUUAAUAUUGGACAUGCCGACGAGGCCUAACUCAAGUAGCAAAGUUGAGGCGCCCAAAGACUCUACUUUGUGAGAGAUCUUAGGUUCAAUCCCGCCUGCAUGAGGGUAGUUUUUUCACUUUUGUGUGGAUAGUGUUCCGCCUGCGUGCGGUUAUUUACC